ACCUCUCCCUGCGGAUAUAACCGCGGUUCUGCCAAAAGACAGACACAAAGGAACGACGGAUAUGAAUUCGUUUUCAACAGGGAGCUGAAGCUGGACCGUCAACACGGAUGAGCCCUGUCUCACUCACUCCUCUUCAUGCCUCCAUGGCGUGCGUUUCCCCUUUUUUUUCAGUCAACAAUUAAUCAGAGACCAACGCUCGAUGACCGAACGUGGUCCAUAUCUUUCACAGCUGUAACUGCUUUACGCAAUUUGAGAUCGGCUACCUGGACUUGACAAGACCGGACAGAAGCAGUGUUUCCGAAAACCGUCCAACGAUCAAGACUUUUCUUGCGGAAAAGAGAAGCAUUUUGGUGACUCAUAGGCUACUCUUGAAUUAUUAGCUUUAUGUUGACUCUUACUGAGAAUUCAUGCGCGCCUUGACUUCAAUGUGGGACUCCUGCGUUUUUUGCAUUCCGCCUUUUGGAUGGUGAUAACCACGCGACAGAAAAUCCCGCGCUGGUUUCCCGCACGUUCUGGCAGUUAGUCGUUAAAUAGCUAUUACUUGCCUAUUGCCAGGUGUAUCGGAGAUGCCACAGGUGCAUGGUAUGGAUUUUAUAUGAAGCAGAUGCUCAAAGUAACAUAUUAUUCAGUGUACGAAAUUGAACGAGUACAUGAUUCUGUAGCGUGUGUUUUUUUUAUCAGCUUGGAUAGAUAGUUGAAUACGGCUGUGAGGCGAAGUAAUUUACCCGCCUUCUGAACUGCAAACAACUUCAAUGUCCCUCCGCAUUCUGUAUAGCUAUUAACCCAGGCUCUAACACAAUGGACCUCAAAGUAGAAUCAGAAGAAAUGGACUGCAAAAAGCCACCCGCUAUUGAAGUUUUUGCGCACAACUCAACGCUGCACGGAAUUUCGCACAUCUUCACCUAUGAGCGAGUCUGCGUCAAGCGCUGUCUAUGGGUUGUGUUCUUCCUGGGCUCCUUGACUUUAUUAAUGUUUGUGUGCGUGGACCGUAUACACUUCUACCUGGAGUAUCCGCACGUCACCAAACUGGACGAGAUCUCGACCCCGAUGAUGGUGUUCCCCGCUGUCACGUUCUGCAACCUAAACUUUUUCCGCUUCAGUCACGUGACACGCAAUGACCUGUACCACGCAGGGGAGCUACUCGCGCUGCUCAACCAGAGAUAUGAAAUUAGGGAUACCCACCUGGUGGAGGACAGUGUUCUGGAGGCCCUGAAGGACAAAGCUGACUUCCACAACUUCAAGCCCCGCCCAUUCAACAUGCGCGAGUUCUAUGACCGCACAGGACAUGACAUCAAGGACAUGUUGCUGGCGUGUCACUUCCGAGGGGCCGAGUGCAGAGCCGAGGACUUCCAAGUGGUGUUCACUCGCUAUGGGAAGUGUUACACGUUCAACGCGGGGGGUGAGGGCCGCACCCCUCUCAUAACUACCAAGGGAGGGAUGGGUAACGGGCUGGAGCUCAUGCUGGACAUUCAGCAGGAUGAGUACAUCCCAGUGUGGGGAGAGACGGAUGAGACCACGUUUGAGGCUGGGAUCAAAGUUCAGAUCCACAGUCAGGAGGAGCCUUCCUUCAUCGACCAGCUGGGCUUCGGGGUGGCACCUGGGUUCCAGACCUUUGUUUCCUGCCAGGAACAACGGCUGAUAUAUUUGCCCCCACCCUGGGGGGACUGUAAGGUGACACGGAUAGACUCAGAAUUCUUUGAGUCCUACAGCAUCACCGCCUGCCGUAUCGACUGUGAGACGCGCUACCUGGUAGAGAACUGUAACUGUCGCAUGGUACAUAUGCCUGGAGAUGCCCCAUACUGCACCCCUGAGCUGUACAAAGAGUGUGCUGAUCCAGCUCUUGACUUCCUGGUGGAGAGAGACAACGAUUUUUGUGUGUGUGAGACACCGUGCAACAUGACCAGAUACAGCAAAGAGCUGUCCUUCGUCAAGAUCCCCAGCAAGGCCUCUGCCAAGUAUCUGGCCAAGAAAUACAACAAGUCAGAGCAAUACAUAGCUGACAAUAUCCUGGUUCUGGACAUCUUCUUUGAGGCUCUAAACUAUGAGAUGAUCGAACAGAAGAAAGCCUAUGAAGUAGCAGGACUUUUAGGUGAUAUUGGUGGUCAGAUGGGUCUUUUCAUUGGAGCCAGUCUCCUUACUAUUCUGGAGCUGUUUGACUACAUCUAUGAGGUGAUAAAGUACAAGCUCUGUCGAAGCUCAGAGAAGAAACACAAACACAGCAACAACGACCAGGGAGCUGUUCUGAGCCUGGACGAUGUGAAAUGUCACUCUCUCCGUGACAAUUCCCAUCCACCACCUCCAUACUCUGCCAAUAUGCUACCUUAUCACACAGAGCGGAGCAACUCAGAGGACUUCACCUGCUGAGCCAAUUAGAACACAAGGUAGUAAGGAAGUGGAUCAUUUCAGCUUCAUUCAGAAGUAGACAGAUGUCAGAGUAUAAGGCUUAUUUGUACAGAAUCUUGAUGAUGGGUAAUGUGUAACACUUCAAUAGCACUUAGAUCUCCACUGGUGCAAGAUUAGUGAUAGCCACGUAUAGCUUGCUUGAUGAUAAUUACUGCAGCCCACAACGUCAUUGAAACUUGCUAUUUCAUCCCAUGUAUACUGAGCAAAUAUUUAGUCUAAACAUGUAACAAUUUCAACAAUUUUAAUGAGUUACAGUUCAUAUAAGGAAAUCAGUCAAUUGAAAUAAAUUCAUUAGGCCCUAAUCUACGAAUUUUACAUGACUGGGCAGGGUAGCAGCCAUGGGUGGGCCUGGGAGGGCAUAGGCCACCCACUUGGGAGCCAGACCCAGCCAAUCAGAAUACCGAAAUACUCCUCAGCUUCAUCAGCUGUCUGGGUGACUGGUGUCAGAUCAUCCUGCAGGUGAAGAAGCCGGAUGUGGAGGUCCUGGUGUGGUUGCACGUUGUCUGUGGUUGUGAAGCCGGUUGGUCGUACUGCCAAAUUCUCUAAAACAAUGUUGGAGGCAGCUUAUGGUUGAGAAAUGAACAUUCAAUUCUCUGGCAACAGCUCUGGGGACUUUCCUGCACUCAGCAUGACAAUUGCAUGCUCCCUCAAAACUUGAGACGUCUGUGGCAUUGUGUUCUGUGAAAGACUGCAUAUUUUAGUGGCCUUUUAUCGUCUGCAGCACAAGGUGCACCUCUGUAAUGAUCAUGCUUGUUUAAUCUGCUUCUUGAUAUGCCACACCGGUCAGGCGGAUGGAUUAUAUUGGCAAAUAAGAAAUGCUCACUAAAAAGAAUGUAAACAAAUUGUGCACAACAUUUUUCUGCAUAUGGAACAUUUCUGGGAUUUUUUAUUUCAGCUCAUGAAACAUGGGACCAACACUUUACAUGUUGCGUUAUAGUUUUGUUCAGUACAAAAUACAAUUGUUCUUGUAUUGUCUUCUGAGAAUGUCAUUUUACUUGGGCUACAUGUAGAUAUAGAAACCAGGACUAAGGGAUUUUGGCUUUGGUUGUGUGAUAGUGGGAAAUGUCCUCUGAUCAACUUGUAGAUAUUGGUUGAAUGUGUGAUGAGAACUUCAGGGCUCACCACUGGGUUGCAUGUAUGUCAUCAUAAACUGUGUGUUAUCUGUAAGCAGUAUAUUGGCAUGUUUGUCCAUGUUACAUCUGUU
Oncorhynchus masou masou (cherry salmon) is the source of this 3607-nucleotide messenger RNA. RefSeq names its product acid-sensing ion channel 1-like. Gene Ontology annotation, biological process: sodium ion transmembrane transport. The transcript is spliced from 11 exons. Bases 799 to 2364 code for a protein of 521 amino acids. The record is from RefSeq and is a predicted model, not a curated record. Gene Ontology annotation, cellular component: plasma membrane. Lineage: Eukaryota; Metazoa; Chordata; Actinopteri; Salmoniformes; Salmonidae. Gene Ontology annotation, molecular function: ligand-gated sodium channel activity.